Messenger RNA from Cyprinus carpio (common carp), 277 nucleotides. RefSeq names its product zinc finger E-box-binding homeobox 1-like. The transcript is spliced from 2 exons. Lineage: Eukaryota; Metazoa; Chordata; Actinopteri; Cypriniformes; Cyprinidae. Gene Ontology annotation, molecular function: RNA polymerase II cis-regulatory region sequence-specific DNA binding; DNA-binding transcription factor activity, RNA polymerase II-specific. The record is from RefSeq and is a predicted model, not a curated record. Gene Ontology annotation, biological process: anatomical structure development; regulation of transcription by RNA polymerase II. The coding region runs from base 11 to 265 and encodes 84 amino acids.
ACCACACUAGAUGGAGCGACACCUGACCCUCCACCAGACUCACGACAAGAACUCCAUGUCUGAGCCUGGUUUGGAGAACAGAAAGUUCAAGUGCAAUCAGUGUGGAAAGGCCUUUAAAUACAAGCAUCACCUCAAAGAGCACCUGCGCAUUCACAGCGGUAAGAGACUCGAGACUCGUCACUUCAAGCGGAUUCAAACCAUUCUGCAAAAGGAAUCUCACCAAGAAAUGCCCGUCAUAAUUUACCCCACAUUAUAUUGUGCAUAAAGAAAUUAAAGC